UUUUGGAGCCGCUCUCAUCUCCGACAGGUGUGCGAUUGCGAGCAGAGCGGAUCCGGCUACGACGCACAGUGCCUGUUUUAUCCGCGCAGACAGGCGUCCUGGUUAAGUGUCCAACUAUUUGGGCAAAACGCCGAGUGCGUCUAACAUGUGGACCGGAGACGCAUGCCACAGGAAGCCCUGAAUAUGAGGAAGAGCAGACACCGCGCAAAUAUGGGAGUUUUUGUGCUUUUCAGAUGGCUUGUGUUCACAGUGGUGGUACCCUCCUGGCUGCUUGCUGUUCCGAGCGGCAUCCGUGAGCGUCCCUGCCCCCAGAGCUGUAGAUGUGAUGGGAAAAUAAUAUACUGCGAGUCCAAUGCCUUCCGUGACGUGCCAAACAAUGUGUCUGUCGGCACACAGGGCCUGUCUCUGCGUUACAACAGCCUGGUGAGCCUUAGAGCCCAUCAGUUUGCAGGCCUGAGUCAACUAGUUUGGCUCUAUCUCGACCACAACUACAUCAAUGCUGUGGAUGGCCAGGCUUUCCACGGGAUAAGGAGGCUCAAAGAACUGAUUCUCAGCUCCAAUAAGAUCACACAGCUAAAAAACAACACUUUCCAUGAUGUCCCAAAUUUACGUAAUCUUGACCUUUCCUACAACAAACUGCAGGUUCUCAAGCCUAAUCAGUUCUGGGGUUUACGGAAACUACUCAGUUUACACUUGAGGUCAAACUCCCUAAAAACAGUCCCAAUGCGUGUUUUCCUUGACUGUCGCAACCUGGAGUUUCUUGAUAUUGGCUACAACAGGUUGAGGAGCCUCACACGUAAUGCCUUUGCAGGACUACUGAAGCUGAUCGAGCUCCAUUUGGAGCACAACCAGUUUUCUAAGAUAAAUUUCGCUCAUUUCCCUCGCCUGACUAACCUGAGGGCUCUCUACCUGCAGUGGAACCGCAUCAAAAUCCUAACGCAGGGCUUGCCGUGGAUGUGGACUUCCUUGCAAAAGUUGGACCUCUCAGGAAAUGAGCUCCAAGUGUUGGACCCGAGCACAUUUCAAUGCCUGCCCAACCUUCAGACUCUUAACCUAGACUCCAACAAGCUCACCAAUAUCUCUCAGCAGACAGUGGAGGCUUGGAUCUCCCUCACGACCAUCAGUUUGGCCGGUAAUUUGUGGUACUGUAACCCCAACAUUUGCCCUUUGGUAUCCUGGCUCAAAACCUUUAAGGGUAACAAGGAGUUUACAAUGAUAUGUACCAGCCCUAAGGAGGCACAAGGAGAGAAAGUAACAGAUGUGGUGGAGACUUAUAACAUCUGCACUGCAACGCCGACCCCUAUCCCCUCAACGACAUUGCCCCUCACAACUGCUUUUCAGCCUGAGCUGCAGCCUCUCCCCACGCAGUCUGCGGUGGAUAAAAAGCUAACCUGGAACAGGACAGCCUCUCCAGCUCCUUCGGAGGCCUCCCCCACCAUCCCAUUGCCAGACACUGAAUAUGUCUCCUUCCACAAGAUCAUAGCUGGUAGCGUGGCCCUCUUCUUAUCUGUGGCUAUAAUUCUGCUGGUUAUCUAUGUCUCGUGGAAGCGCUAUCCCAGCAGCAUCAAACAGCUUCAGCAGCGCUCAGCGGUUAAGAAGCGCCAGAAAAAGGCACGGGAGACUGAGCGCUCCUUUAAUUCACCACUCCAAGAGUACUAUGUGGACUACAAGCCUUCACACUCAGAGACUAUGGAUGUGCUGGUUAAUGGGACAGGACCUUACACAUACACCAUCUCAGGCUCCAGGGAAUGUGAGGUAUGACCGUUGCCCUCCAAAAAUCCAUUUCCACUGCGAGGCAUAAGAGGUACCGCGGCAGCUGAGUGCUCUGACAUUGUACAGGUGUGAGCAGUCGGUUCUGGAUUACUGCCAUACCCACCUGUCGCUGCACCUCAAUGUGGGCAUGGAGCCCUCCACUCAGGCACUGGGAGGUCCAGGGCCAGCAUUGUACCAACCCAGCCUAAUGGCUGCCCUCCCCUCAAAGCCUGUGCUGCCUUUCCCCCAGACCCACUCCCACCACCACUGAGCUGUGUACACCACGAGGCUCUGUCUCCAAACUACUGUAUGUCAGUUGCACAUAAUCAGAGAACUGCUCAUACGAAAUAAAAGGCUGUGUGGGAGGAAGCUGGGACUGGUAAAGAAGCAAAGGAGACAAUUAAUUUACUGCAGAGCAUCCUGGAACCAGGGUAAUGAAAAUGAAAAUAUUUCUCAGUGGAAAUAAAGGGGUGCAGCAGUUUUGAUUUGUGAGCUUCUGACCUACCUGAGCCUCAGUGUCCUCAAUUAGCAAAGGAGGCUGAACUUCAGCAUGACUUUCCACAUUCUGCUUUGCCUCUUGAGGAGUAUUAAAGAUAAUAAUUUCAUGAUUUGUUAAUCUUAUUAAACAUAUUUCCUUGACUUCUCAUAAUGUGGACACCCCUCUGCUGUGCAGGUAAAGUUAUCAAAUGCAAAAUGCUGUAAACAGAGCAGGGGAAACAGCAUGGUAAGCAACUGAGUAGCUGAACAAACGAAAGCUCGGCCAAGCUGAAAGGGUUUCUUCUGUUUUGUUUUUCGCUCUCUCUGAUCACGCUGCAGGCCAGAGGUCUCUCUCAAAAUCAAGUCCCUGUAGCGUUUUUCAUUUCGAGAAAUGAGCCUCUCCAAUGAAAUUACCCAAGACAAGAGAAACAAGUCAGAAAAUAACGGACAGUAAUUGUUUUAUAAAAUGUACAGCCCACACAUCUUGCUGGCAGUCAGUAUAAUUUACAUGGUGACUUUUGAAUUGCUUAAUGAUUUGUGAUGUUGAUCACGUUCUUAUUCAUUUGAGAAAUAAACAGACGAAAAAUAAACACCAAGUACGGAGCUUGGU
Messenger RNA from Archocentrus centrarchus (flier cichlid), 2839 nucleotides. Its product is annotated as leucine-rich repeat transmembrane neuronal protein 4. The record is from RefSeq and is a predicted model, not a curated record. The transcript is spliced from 3 exons. Bases 163 to 1761 code for a protein of 532 amino acids. Gene Ontology annotation, molecular function: protein binding. Lineage: Eukaryota; Metazoa; Chordata; Actinopteri; Cichliformes; Cichlidae.